Molecule: messenger RNA, 1285 nt
Organism: Anthonomus grandis grandis
Lineage: Eukaryota; Metazoa; Arthropoda; Insecta; Coleoptera; Curculionidae
Product: bone morphogenetic protein 7-like
Exons: 1
Coding region: 149-1255 (368 amino acids)
Biological process (GO): BMP signaling pathway; SMAD protein signal transduction
Cellular component (GO): extracellular region
Molecular function (GO): cytokine activity; growth factor activity
Source: RefSeq, a predicted model, not a curated record
AAUAAAAACUAACCAAUAAGAUGCCAUCGUGUUGUAACAAAACUCGGACACGUAAUGGUCGGCAUUAUAGUCUGUGCUUGACGUGAAUAGCGUGCGAUCAAAUCGUGAGUGUCUAGUGAGUGGUUGUAAAGUUUUUAUUCAGCUAAAAAUGCGUUACCUUUUCAUUAUUCUUUUUACAAUGUUUCUACCCUUCUCAGGCGGAUGUGGAACUUCUACUAUCUGUCCCUCUCCACUUCCACUCUCCAAAAAGGAAAAUCGCCUUCUUGCUAAACAAGUGCUAAACCUGUUGGGAAUUACCAAACGUCCUCCCAAGAUACCCCAAGAAAGAAUGACGUACGGUGCUAAAUUCAUGCUGGAAUUAUAUAAAGUAGUCCAGGAAAGAGCCGAAGAUGGCAACAGGAUACGGCGUACCCUGCCAUCUCUCAGAACAGACGAAAUUUAUAAAACCGAGAUGAGUGAUGUUGUUGUAUCAAUGAGUUGCGUUGAUAAAAAAUCGCUUGGCCAAAAGCUAAAACUAGAGUUUAGUUUGGAUAGUGUACCGAAGAAGGCGAAGCUGAUCGGGGCAGAGCUAAAACUGUUCCAGACAUCCCAGCAGAUCUAUAAUAUGUUUCUUAUAACGGUUUACAGAGGCAAAAAGAUGAAGAAGAUGGUAGAAAAAGUCAUCUCCACAGGCUACGAUGGGUGGCUUUCUAUGGAUAUUUCAACACUAUUUAACUAUUGGUUACAUAACCCUCUGGCAAGCCCCGUACUAUAUUUAACGGUUCAUCCUUAUGAAGGGGACUUCUUCAAGGAGCAUCAUCCUGCCACCAUCGGUUUGGACCUCUUGGAAAACGAGCCAUUCAUAAUUGCUUAUCUUCAUGCUAAUAACCAGGUUAACAUGCGGUUUCCAAGGGACGUUAGCUUGGAAACUCGUGCGCGUGACUUGCAUGACUUGUUUAAGCAAGAGCGGUGCGGCAUGAAGACACUAAAAGUUUCGUUCCAUCAGCUGGGCUGGAGCGAUUGGGUGAUAGCUCCCGAAGGAUACACCACUUACUUUUGUCAAGGACCGUGCGAUUUCCCAAUAAAGUACCCCAAUAAGGCAACAAACCAUGCUAUAAUCCAGAGUUUCAUGAAUUUGAAGAAUCCAGGAAAAUUCCCGAAACCUAGCUGUGCCGCCACUGAGACGAGUCAGCUCUCGGUAUUAUAUAAACAACGAGAAAAUACAAUUUUAAAAAAUUAUAAGAAUAUGAUUGUAAGGAAGUGCGGAUGUCAGUGAAAUAUUUAAGAUUUUUCUAUUAUUUUUGUU